Molecule: messenger RNA, 1477 nt
Organism: Puntigrus tetrazona (Sumatra barb)
Lineage: Eukaryota; Metazoa; Chordata; Actinopteri; Cypriniformes; Cyprinidae
Gene: mrps9
Product: mitochondrial ribosomal protein S9
Exons: 11
Coding region: 57-1214 (385 amino acids)
Biological process (GO): translation
Cellular component (GO): mitochondrial small ribosomal subunit; ribosome
Molecular function (GO): RNA binding; structural constituent of ribosome
Source: RefSeq, a predicted model, not a curated record
UUCCAGGAUGUGAUGUAGUCUCCACUUCCUGUACAGGCGCGAGCCGUCGAGCAAACAUGGCUGCCUCCGGUUGCAGAGGCGUGAGGUCGAUUCUAUGGCAGUAUGGGAGCUGCGGGAAGAAUGUCUGCGUGUCCCGGUCAAAGACGCUUCCGCAGACGCCGUUCAGGGACAUUUGUGUGUCGUCCUCUUUAUGGAAGAAGAAAGUGGCAGCGGGAGGCUCUCAGAAAUUCACUCAGGAGUUUAUCGACAAACAGGUUCAGGAGUUUGAAAUUGGCAAACGACAUUUGGCCAACAUGAUGGGGGAAGACCCAGAAACAUUCACACAACAGGAUAUCGAUAGGAGUAUUGCAUAUCUCUUCCCCUCUGGACUUUUUGAGAAACGAGCAAGACCUGUUAUGAAGCAUCCAGAUGAAAUAUUCCCAAAGCAGACAGCUAUCCAGUGGGAUGCAAAAGGACGCCCUUUUCACUUUCUGUUCUACACAGGGAAACAGUCCUACUAUUCCCUUUUGCACGACAUCUACGAGAAGAUUCUGAAGAUCGAAAGACACCAGGACAAGAUGAGAAACAAAGGCCUCUUCGUGUCGGACACCAAACAAAUACCGCUGAGCGGGAGCAGGUGGAUGGUAAAAGAGGAAAUUGAGGAGUGCCUGGUGGAGAACGUUUCAGAUCACGAUUACCAGCGCUUGAUCCAGCUGAUGGAGAGGUUGCUGUCUAUGCCCUACUGCUCUCUGGAGGAGGAGUUCAUACUGAAGUUCCGCAAGCAGCUGGAGGUCCAGUCCAGUAAACACGAGAUCCCCGCCCUGCAGUACGACCCACAGGGAGCCGCUUUCAGCACCGCGGACGGCAGAAGGAAGACGGCCAAAGCCAGCGUCGCCCUCAGAGACGGCGGCUCUGGGAACAUCACAAUCAACGGCAGGAACUACCUCCACUACUUCCCCUUGCUACAAGACAGGGAGCAGCUGAUGUUUCCUCUGCACUUCUUGGGCAUGCUGGGUAGGUUUGAUAUGGAGGGCAGUGUGGAGGGCAGCGGUCACUCCGCUCAGGCUGGAGCUCUGCGAUUGGCCAUCUCCCGCGCGCUGCUCAGCUUUGUGUCUGAGGGAGAAGUGGAGAAGAUGAGGCAAGCUGGCCUGCUGACCGCUGACCCCCGGAUCAGAGAGAGGAAGAAACCAGGGCAGGAAGGAGCACGGAAGAAGUUCACUUGGAAAAAGCGCUGAACAGGAAAGGAUCGAUACAGCACAGGGACUCUGAGAGAGGACCCAACUUCUCUCUCUCUCUCACUGGAUUAUUGUGUUAUUCUGUAGACGGCCAUACCUUGCUGAUCACAAACAUAAACCAGCCCUACUUCACCUGCAUCAGUUAAAAUACAGACACCUGGGAAAUGAAAUGAGAUCUUUCGUUUUCGAGAUUUAACUGUGUAUAUUAAAGCUGUGUUGAAAACGUUAAUAUAAACAUCUUUCAAUAAACAUUGUUUUCAUAA